Molecule: messenger RNA, 2543 nt
Organism: Branchiostoma floridae (Florida lancelet)
Lineage: Eukaryota; Metazoa; Chordata; Leptocardii; Amphioxiformes; Branchiostomatidae
Product: TRPM8 channel-associated factor 2-like
Exons: 6
Coding region: 1-2163 (720 amino acids)
Source: RefSeq, a predicted model, not a curated record
AUGGUUUUCCUACGAAUUGCGGGAAAUAGAAAUAGGCUGCCUACGUCUUAUGGAAAAGAGCACGCAGACCCUCAUACAACUUAUCAAACAUGGCCGUACUCAGACUUACUUAGAAGUGAUUUACCUGUCCUCAUCUUUUCUCCAGGCAUUUCAUCAGUACCCACCAUCGGUGUUCCAGGCCAUCUUGCCUGCUGUGAAGACUUCGCAGCACCAAUCCUCCUGGACGACUCGGGUCAGCCUGUCGUGGCAGCUGCGCAGAUCGGUAAGGGAGCGAUCAUCGUUUUCAGUCACGACGGAUAUAUGGAGAAGUUCAAACAAAAUGAUGAGAACUUCUGCCAACUGUUUAACAACUGCCUGUCGUGGUUGAACGUUGACAGAAAGAUGGUAGUUUAUGACGAGAACAUCUCCAAAGCCAGCCAGUUACCAAAGUCUGGCGCACUGGUGGUAGUUGGCGGUGGUGACUGCCUGGAAAAGUUAGUACCAGACGUCAUAACGUUUCUUACCAAUGGAGGCUGUCUGAUUGGUGGGAUUUGUCCGUGGGGAUGGCUACAGCUGAAUCCCUCCAAAUGUCUUGACGACAUGCCUCUACAAAAUAUCAUCAUGGAAGCUGGAUUGUCUUUCACAGAAGACUACAGCAUCACCCGAGAUCGCGUGUUCACAGUUCCCACCAGCUCAGAAAAGAUGAAAAAUGCACAUUUCGGCCAAACAUUGAAAACUGUCUGCGACAAGUCAUUUGAAGAGUUUGCAGCAAGCACUGAGUAUUGCACGGCUGCACUUCCAAAGAAAUGCAUUGAGAAGUAUUUGUUGAAAGAUCUUGAAGAGGUUAUUUCAGGGCACCUACCUCACCUUGGAGAAGCAAUAAAGAACAAAACACUCAAGAAGUGCCAAAGGGGUAGUGCUGCCAUGGCAAGUAUGUACUUAGAAAGUAGCUGCUGCAAAGCUCCAGGAAUAGAAUCCUUCCCAGGAGAUUUUGAGUCGGAGCCACAGCUACACAGUGUAACAAUAACAAUCAACUCUAUGAGACAAGAACGUCACACCACUGGUUAUUAUCUACCCGCUGGUACCUUCCUACUUGUGAAGUCAUGUAACACAAAUAGUGGGGCACUUUCUGGUUGGAAAAUCCGAGUCGGUGCACACACAGACAGACUAAGUAACCAACACACGCUUCACCGAUGGCCAAACAUCAGUGUAGUCACCAACUUGAAUCAUGAAACGCAGCUCUUCUCUCCCUACGGUGGUAAUAUCUACCUGGAGAGCCCAGAGAAGCCAUCACUGUUGAGCAUCACAUUAGAAAAUGUGGUAGAAGCUCCCUGGUUUGACUUGACUAAACCUGAGACAGUUAACAACUGGCAGGUGAGCUGUCAGUCUCCUGGGUUGUGGGCGGAGCUUGCUGGGAGACACAUCAUCUUCACCUUACCUUCCACCUGCCUAAAGGAUGGUUUCAAUCCAACAGAGAUGUUGAUGUUUUGGGACAAGAUAGUCCAGUCCCAUCAUGAUCUACGAGGGACAGACCCCAGCGACUUUCGCCGAGAACGAGUGGUGGCAGACAGACAGCCAUGUGCAGGUUACAUGCAUGCAGGGUACCCUGUAGUCACACACCUGGAUAUUGCUGAAAAAGAUUCUGAUGCCAGUGUGUUGAACAUGUUGCUGUUGAAGACAAAAGGCAACUGGGGUCUCUUCCAUGAGCUUGGGCACAACAUGCAGCGAGAUGCAUGGACUUUUGAGGGGACCACUGAGGUCACAUGCAAUAUCUUCAGCCUCCAUGCCAUGCAUACCAUUGUCGGCAUUGACCCCUGGCAUCACCCAUGGUUACGGAACCAGUGGAAAGACAUACAUCAGUACCUUAAGAAACCAUGUUACAGUGCAUGGAAGGAGAAGCCAGGAGUUGGUCUAGGUGUCUAUGCUCAACUGGUGCAUCACUUUGGUUGGGAACCAUAUAAAAAGGUCUUCAGAGAGUAUGAAAGAGCAGUGAAUCCUCCUUCUGACAACCAAGACAAGAUAGACAGGUGGGUUGUCAGGUUCUCCAAGACAGUGCGACAGAAUCUGGUUCCACUUUUUGAGUUUUGGGGUCUGUCCGUUAGGGACUCAGCCAAAGCUGAAGUCUCAGAACUCCCCUGGUUUCUUCCGGAAGAUGAAAUCACUUCCAUGUACAAGAGCACAUAGUGAUUUCGUCAAUAAUCAUCGUGACAAGGAGCACUAACCCAACACGCAUGCAUGAGGUAGGUCAAAGGUGAAAGCAGUUAGGAGAACAUUACUGGCAGGAUGCAGCUGUGCAUCCAACAAGAGUGAAACCAUCUGACACUUUGUACAGCAUGAGUCAUCAGUGGAGAACUGCAUAAGUAUGCCAAGGAGAAUGAAGAGAAUGCACAAAGAGUGACAAUCCAGAGGAAAAUUGAAGAACACUUGCAAAAGAACAACUUUUAGUAAUGCUGAAUAUCAAAGAUAUUUUAGAAAAAUCAGUGAUCUGUUGUUGUGCUUUUCAACCUUUAUCAGAUUGUUGUGGGGUUCAAUGUUUAAACUGCACAAAUCAGGAUUGCCCCUUG